Drosophila obscura is the source of this 2343-nucleotide messenger RNA. Its product is annotated as extensin. Bases 307 to 2343 code for a protein of 678 amino acids. Lineage: Eukaryota; Metazoa; Arthropoda; Insecta; Diptera; Drosophilidae. The transcript has 5 exons. The record is from RefSeq and is a predicted model, not a curated record.
CCAGUGGACUGGUGUAUCGGUGUAUCGAUCGAUCUGCUUUGUAUGCACCGAGGGUGGCACUGGGGCACCGUGGCUCGCCGCCUCGCCGAUAUCCGCUUUAUAAAUACAACAAACACCAAGGAAGUUCGUUUCAUUUUGUUGGCAGCCAUCGAAGCGUUGACAUAACCAGCAGUGCAGCUGCUGCCACCUGUCUUGUCGCACCACACGGAUUAUACACUAUCACCACAGCACCACCUCGCACCACCACAGCACCACAACAACACCCCACGACACAUCCAACUACCCAACCAACCACCACGAACCGAGAUGAAGCUCUCUGCCAGCUCGAGGAGCAUUCGCCUGCUGCUGGCCAUCGCCCUGACCAUUGCCGUGGGGGGAGUCGAGGCAGGUCGUCUACGCCUGCGCCACGCUAGCCGCCAGAUUGCGCCCACCACAGCCACAGCCACAUCCGCAUCCACAGCGACAGCCACAGACUCCACUGCCGCCUCCAGCACAGCCGCCAGUGCAGUGGCCGCUGAGGAGACGCUGGUGGCGGUGCAGCCGGCGGAGGAGAGCAGUGCAGCCGAAGCGGGAGAGGGAGAGUCCGCCUUGGCCAGCGGCAAGCACAAGCGGGGCAUCUUGCAUGGCCACCACGGCCAUGCCCUGCACGCCGCUGCCCCCUGGCCGGCACGCACCUAUGCGGCCCACUAUGGCUACAGCCUCCAGCUGCCCGGCGCCAGCAGCUUCCUGGCUGCCGGCCCCGCCCUCGCCCAUGUGCCCAUCGGUCCUCGUCAUGGAUACGUGAAGUUCGGAGCCGUCGCCCCCCAGCACGGGCUGCACAUCAGGCCGUUCUCUCUGGCCGGAGCAGCCUCUGGCCCAGGGCUGGCAGCCGCCUUCCUGCCCGCCGCCGCCGCUGGAUCCCUGACACCCGCACUGGCCACCGCACUGCCCACGGCCAUCGGUGGCGGAGGGCUGCCCCUGGGAGUCGGCGCCGUGGCAUCGCCCUCAUACGUUCUGCGUCCAGGCAAUGCCGUCGUCUCCUCCUACAGCGUCAACUAUCCGCACCAGCAUCUGCACAAGCCCCAGGUGGUGCUCUCGUCCGGCCCCAGGCCCGUGCACUUCCACGCCACAGCCGGAGGAGCAGCAGCAGCUGCAGUCCCAGUCCCACUCCCAGUCCCAGCCCACGGCCAGGUCCAUGCCGUGCAGCCCACCUAUGUGCAGGCCCUGGCUCCAGCAGCUCCUGCAGUGGCUGUCCAGCCCGUCCAGCCCGUCCAGUCGUUCCAACCCAUUCAACCCGUGCAGCACUACCAGCCCGUACAGCCCUUGCAGCCCUUGCAGCCCGUGCAGCACUUCCAUGCCGUUCAGCCGGUGCAGCAGCCAUCGGUGACCUUUGCUCUGCCCUCUGCGGUUCCCCAACCCCCGGCAUUUGCAGGUGUUCCCACCUUCGCCUUCCAGCCCGCUCAGCCCGCUCAGCCAGCGGUGCCAGCGCAGCAGCCACAGCCCGCCCAGCCGCCAGCAGCAGCAGAGGAACCCGAGAUCCCUCAGAUCCCUGCCAUUCCUCAGAUCCCUGCCAUUCCGCAGAUCCCUGCCAUUCCUCAGGUCCCUGCCAUUCCGCAGUUCCCAGCGAGCCCCCAGUUUCCGGCCAUUCCCCAGUUUCCGGGCUUCCCCCAGUUCGCCGGCUUCCCGCAGAUGCCACAAUUUCCACAGGCGCCCACGGCACCCGCUGCUCCCUUUCCACAGGCGCCGCCCAACAGCCAGUUCUUCCCCACGGCCGUGCAGCCGCCGCUGCCCCAGCAGCCGCCCACAUUCAUCCCGGCGGAGGCGCAGUUCCCGGGCGGAAUAGUGCCGCUGCCGGGCUCGAGUCCAGUGCGUCCCGAAACGGGCACGGCCAUAGCCUCGCCCCAGAUACCCCCCCAGCAGGCGCCAGAGCAGCCGGAGCCCGAGCAGUCGCCACCACCACCGCUGCCCACGGUACGUCCCACACAGCAGCAGCCACAGCAGCCGCAGCAGCCACAGCAGCCAUGGAAGCCGGUCUUCUAUCAGCCGCCCACAGAGUCUGCGGCAGCCUCGCCCAACCGUCCGUCGAUCACGCUGCUGCCACCCUACGGCAGCGCCCAGCCAGCAGAGGGCUAUCUGCCGCCCGUCGGCUCACAGCCAUCGGCCUUCAGCUCCUCGAGCGGCGGCGUUGGCAGCGGCCAGGGAGGCAUCUUCGAUCAGCUGAGCGACGCGGAGCUGGAGCACAUCUUUGCCCAGGCCAAUCUGGCGCAGCAGCAGCACCACCAGAAGAAGGAGCAGGGGGAGCAGGAGGAGCAGGAGCAGUGGAUACUUCAGCCAGCCCCUGCCAAAGCACUGACAUUGGCCUGA